ACCAUUCUUCUCAUCCUUCCGACAAAUCCUAUUAAAACGGAAGCGGAAGUUUGUGGAUGGCGGUUUGGGCCGCGGGUCGCUGACUUUCCGCUGGUUCCGCUCUCGGUGUUUUGAUUUCCACCCUGUACAGGACCGUCCCGUUCGCUCAUCCGUCUGCUCCGCAUCAGAGGAAUCUCGCAGCAUUAUGGGCACGCUUCUGAGAGCGCUUGCUUUACUGACUUUAUCGUGUUUGGCCGAGGCCAAACAGAAAGACUUUUACUCGUUUAAAGUGGUGAACAGCAGGGGGAGGUUGGUCUCUCUGGAAAAAUACAGAGGAUCGGUGUCACUGGUAGUAAACGUGGCCAGCGAGUGCGGCUACACCGACGAACAUUACAAAGACCUCCAGCAGCUGCAAAAAGACUUCGGGCCGUUUCAUUUCAACGUUCUGGCCUUCCCCUGCAACCAGUUCGGCCAGCAGGAGCCGGGCAGCGAUAAAGAGAUCGACAGCUUCGUGCGGCGGGUCUACGGGGUUUCCUUUCCCAUCUUCAGCAAGAUCGCCGUGGUCGGAAUAGGAGCCAACAACGCUUACAAGUACCUCGUGGAGGCAUCUAGGAAAGAGCCGACCUGGAAUUUCUGGAAGUACCUCAUCGACACCGAUGGCAAAGUCGUUGACGCUUGGGGUCCCGACGUCUCCGUCAAAGAAGUUCGCCCACGGAUAGCGGAUAUGGUUCGGAAGCUGAUCAUUAAGAGGAAAGAAGAGCUUUAAUCCUUUGGAUCUUCUUCAGCUCUGAAGACUGUAGACACUCAGACCUCAGAAACGGAUCUCUUUGAAGAAACACAUGCUAAUUUAAACCUAUUCAAAGCAUGAAGUGUGAGAUUACACCGGCGCAGCCCACUUUAAAUGGUCCUGUAUGCCCUUGUAUCACUUCUUCAACUUGGCUUACGUUAGUUUGUUGUUUUUCCACUUUUGUGAAGAGAAGCACUGAGAACUCGAGUUUAUUAAUGAACCACAAUAAACACUUCAUGCUUGAUAACAUACCACUAGCUACUCUGUGUCUAAUAGACCUACACGAAAUAAUGAAAUAUGAGCAAUGUGAUGAAGUGAUUCUGGAGUUGAAAUGUUUAUUUUUAUACUCCUGUUAUCAUUUUUGAUCUGUCUGAAAACUGACCCUGUUAUUUUGACCCUGUUAUGUUUUAGUUUGGUGGCUCCAUUAAAAGGUUUUGCCUAAGUUUUAUUUA
Molecule: messenger RNA, 1218 nt
Organism: Puntigrus tetrazona (Sumatra barb)
Lineage: Eukaryota; Metazoa; Chordata; Actinopteri; Cypriniformes; Cyprinidae
Gene: gpx7
Product: glutathione peroxidase 7
Exons: 3
Coding region: 185-745 (186 amino acids)
Biological process (GO): response to oxidative stress
Molecular function (GO): glutathione peroxidase activity
Source: RefSeq, a predicted model, not a curated record